AUGGCUACUCCGACUAAGAUACAUUUGACCCCUGAGACCGCCGGUGUUAUCAACCUCAAGCUUCAAACUUCAGAAACAGCAGCUAAAACUUCAGAACUCCUUCAAGAGAAUCAUGAGCAAAAUCACAUAUUCUUCAAUCAGGAAGGCUUCCAUAAUCACAUUGUCCAUCACUUGUUGACUCUCUAUGGCCUCGGGGCUUCAAAGUCCCAAAUCGAGAGAGCAUUCAAAGACAAUACAAACUAUCAACGCCCAGCUACUGCCGUCAAAGAACGAGUUGUGGAAGACAUGAGCAAUCCCGAUCAUUUCAAAAAGUAUCUCGGAAAGGAGAAAUACUAUCAUGACUUCCUCAUUUUCUUCCAAACAGAAAUGGAGAAGAAAGGUUGGGAGAACACUCUAAAAGAGUUCCUAUUCGCCGGCGACGAACGAGCAGACGACAUCCUCGGACGAAUGUACGCUGGUUUCCUCCAUCCCAUCAUCCACCUCGGCUUCGGCAUCGAAUUCAAACAACCAGCCAUAAUCUGCGAAGCCCUCGCCCAAGCCUGCGUCCACGACCUCUGGACCUCCAAAUACCUGCUCGCCGUCGAAAAAGCCAUCCAAUCCAACCCACCGAAACCCACCAGCGCCACCAUCCCCGGCCUCCUAACUGCUAUCCGCACCGACAAGAAACUCUCCACCGCCGCCGAAUGGAACGACGGCAACAAAAUCCGCGACGGGAUCCUCGUCCGCGCGCCCUCAGAAAUGAUCUCCUACGCCUCGCAAUGGGUCGCCUCUCCGUCCACGCUCAAGCAACAAACGGUCGAGAUGACCAAUUCGGCAAUCUACUUCACGGCUGCUGCUCAGAAGCCCCCGAAACAGGUCAAGUUUGAUUUCUACUACAUGCAUUGCGUCAACUCUUCCAUUUUCUUCCAAACAUUCUUCGCCUUGCCGUUUUUGAGCGAGGAAAAUAAGUGCAGGAUGUUAAACUUCAAGGUCUGGCUCGAUCUAGCUAUGUAUGCCUCGCGCCGCUCUCCAGCUCUUUUGCAGGAAGAGAUCUCGACGUACGUCCCAGCCAAAUUGCCGGCUGAGACGGCGGUCACGAAUGGGCACGGGACGGCGAAGGAUACGGAGUGGCCGGGGAUCUUUGAGCGGUUGUUUGAGUUUGGCGAUGAUGGGCAUGCGGUGAAGCUUGGGCGGGCGGUGAGGAAUGGAGAGGUUGUUAGUGAGGGGUUUGAGGGCGAGGGGUGGUGUAAGGUUAAGGGGUUUAUGUGGGAGAAGAUUGGGAAUAUGGUUGUUGAUAGUGUGGAGGCGCCUGGGGCGACGUGGGCUAGGAGUGUAGGUUUUGAUGAGGCUUGGGAGGAAUAUGAGGACCGACCGAGGAUGGCACAGCUAUGA
Mollisia scopiformis is the source of this 1371-nucleotide messenger RNA. RefSeq lists its product as uncharacterized. Lineage: Eukaryota; Fungi; Ascomycota; Leotiomycetes; Helotiales; Mollisiaceae. The record is from RefSeq and is a predicted model, not a curated record. The coding region runs from base 1 to 1371 and encodes 456 amino acids. The transcript is spliced from 4 exons. Gene Ontology annotation, molecular function: oxidoreductase activity.